AUGCAGCAAACUGAGCUUGCCUAUUUGGCUUCACCUCAGCGGCUGUUGGAGAUGAGGUCCCAGGUAUGUCAUCUACAACUUCUGGGUCGCGGUGGCCAGGCCGUGGUGCUUCGCGGUGUGUGGCAGCUGGCAGAGGUAGCAGUCAAACUCGCGGUCGCCAACCCUGCCACAACCCCCGCCUCCGCGUUCACCAAGCUGCUGCUCGAGGGCCCGCUCAGCAAGCGACUGCGCGCACCCAACGUGGUGGAGACCUACUGCUAUAGCUGCACCCGGCUAACAUUAGAAGACCUACAAGCAUGCCACGCUGCAGACGACAACAAAACCGCAGCCGGACCGGCCGACGUGGCCAGCUGCCUGGACACCAGCGACACAUCCGAUGACAAUCCCAUACUGAAUUCAAUCCUCGGCCAGCAGAUGCAGCCCCUUUCCCGCCCAUCCAUUUCCGGUGCCGGUGCCGGUGGCCACGGCGUGGGGCCACCUGGCGCCAUGUAUUGGUUGCGGGGCUCGUUCGACAGCCUCGAUGGCUUUGGCAAUCCCAGCGGAUUGAGAUCCUCGGCAUCUGUAAUUCCGUACUCGGACGCGCUUAGCUUGGUGGGCGGCGCCCCGGGUUGCUUCCUUACGCAGAUAGUCAUGGAGGUGGCGCUGUUCGCGUACAUCCGUACGCUGUACGACAUAGCUGCGGGCAUGUCGUAUCUUCACUCUAAUGGCGUCAUACACGGCGAUCUCAAGCCCGGCAACGUCCUGCUGCGAUCCAGUCGCGCCGACCCGCGAGGCUAUCAGGCCAAGCUGUCAGACUUCGGACUAGCACACUGUACUGGAGGGAACGAUAACGACUUCACCACCACCCAAGCUGACUGGUCGUCCCAUCCUUACAUGGCGCCAGAGCACUUCGACGGGUGUUUGUUUUUGUCCAGCGACGUGUGGAGCUUCGCCGCCACCGCACACCACAUGUGGACGGGCCGCCUACCGCACGCGGGGCUGCACCCGCUGCAAGUGUGCGCCGGGGUGUGUGACGGCAGCUUGCGUCUGGAAGCGCCGCCCGGUAUGCCACCGCAGCUGUGGCGGCUGCUGCAAGCCUGUAUGGCGCAGCAGUGGAGGCGGAGGCCAACCUUCCCGCAGAUUCGCAGGGCGCUGGCCAGGAUGGAAGCAAAAUGGUGUGGCAAGUAA
Messenger RNA from Volvox carteri f. nagariensis, 1167 nucleotides. RefSeq lists its product as uncharacterized. Gene Ontology annotation, molecular function: protein kinase activity; ATP binding. The transcript is spliced from 4 exons. Gene Ontology annotation, biological process: protein phosphorylation. The record is from RefSeq and is a predicted model, not a curated record. NCBI's taxonomy places the organism in Eukaryota, Viridiplantae, Chlorophyta, Chlorophyceae, Chlamydomonadales, Volvocaceae. The coding region runs from base 1 to 1167 and encodes 388 amino acids.